Messenger RNA from Aspergillus puulaauensis, 531 nucleotides. RefSeq lists its product as uncharacterized. The record is from RefSeq and is a predicted model, not a curated record. NCBI's taxonomy places the organism in Eukaryota, Fungi, Ascomycota, Eurotiomycetes, Eurotiales, Aspergillaceae. Gene Ontology annotation, cellular component: cytoplasm; nucleus; TRAPP complex. Bases 1 to 531 code for a protein of 176 amino acids. The transcript has 3 exons. Gene Ontology annotation, biological process: endoplasmic reticulum to Golgi vesicle-mediated transport.
AUGCCAGGACCUAAAAUAGCCUGCAUUGGCGUUAUUGGGAAGUCUGAUAACCCUCUGCAUAUGUCACUUUUUCCGCCUUAUUCCGAUUCUGGAAUUGAAUUCUCAUUUCUAUUGAACUCAUCCCUUGAUGUUUUUGAAAUACGUCAGAAGCAAACUUCGAUUGACCAGGAUCUCGGUUUGUUGCAUGCGGUUGAUGAGCGGCUAGCAUCCUAUGGCUGGUUGACAACCACCGGUGUUAAGUUCCUCAUAAUCAUCGAUUUGAUCGGGGAACAGACCUCAUCUGGAAUCGAUGAUACACAUGAAAGCGCACGGUCUAGCUUCCGAGAAUCGGACCUUAAACCAGCCUUUCGAGCCUUGCAGACAGCCUAUAUACAGCUUCUUCAGAACCCAUUUUACUGCCCAGAUGACCAGGUCACCAUGACGAACGGCGCGGUCCAAGCCUCAAAGCCGUCCCAUAUCACAGACGAAAAAUUUAUUACCGAAGUCAGCCGGAUUGGUAGUUUAUGGGCUGCCAGAAUCACUGAUUUAUAA